AUGGUGGAAUUAAGUCUGGGAGUCUUUUUCCGAUCGUUUAACGCAUCAAAAGUAAUUCUCUGCGCUUGUCUGCUAAUUUUCACGGCAUUAUUCACGUUAAAACUCGAUGGAAAAGUCUCAUUUAGCUACGCAUUCGUUUUUGCGCCGCUAUGGGCCUGUAAUCUCCUAGUUUUCGUCGGAGCCAUCGUCGGAAUUUGCUCUUUUUGCUCAAAACCACCGUCGAGAAACGAAAUUGUGAUGCGUGUCGACUUUUCGGCUAUGCUAAUCACUGCUACCGAGCACAUUUUUCUUUGUACAUUUGUUUCGCUGGUUUUUAUUAAGCUAGAAUUCGAUUAUCUCUUCGAACCAGGAUAUCCACUUCCAUGGACAAUUGUAUUCUGUCCAUUAUUCUCUUUAUCAAUAUUAUCAAUUGGAAUAGCUAUAUGGUCCCUCCGGCAUGAUAAACCAUUCGAAUUUGAAUUUUUCUACGCAAUUAAUAUUGUUCAGCUGGUUUUUAUCGCUUUCAAGCUGGAUAAACAGGUCGAUUGGACAUGGGCAGUCGUAUUCAUACCUCUAUGGGUGGUCCUUUCCCUUGCCGCUGUCGGUGUUCUCUACGCUCUUGUGCUCUCCGUUGUGCUCAUCAGAUCUCGUCAUUUCAUUCCGGCUCACCGUCGCCAACACGUUUAUUCUGCGAUUUUACACACGUUUUUCGUAAUUCCAGCGCUGGUAUGCCUUGUACUGCUUACUGGAAAGCUUGAUUCGAUGAAUUGGCCGGAUAAAGGAUCAGUAUCAGAAUUGAGCUAUACGCUCGCAAUGGCUCCACUUCAAGUAUCAUUUUUCUUCAUGGCAAUCAUGUCAGCAGGCUUUGGAGGCCCCUCUUCAACACCACAAACCAAUAUUUGGUGGUUUGGAUUAAGGAAACCCCUUUGCCCAUUUUUAUUGGAAAAAUGUCCAUCUCUGAGAACAUAUGCUAAUGUUAGCUAUCGAAUUGGUGGAACUAAUCGAGCUGAUAAUGAGCCAGAAAACGGUGAAGAACGUGAAGCAGUGAUUGGUGAGGAGAAUGAGGAAAGGGAUGAAGCCGAUGUGGGGGCAAUUGUUAAUGGAAAUGAACGAAGAAGAAAUCAAAGAGAUAAAGGAAGAGGUUCCGGUGGAUCACAGAAUAGUCAGGAGGGAGGGCAAAAUCCAUCUGAACAAAUAGCCUCCUCAUCGGCAGCAAUUAUCCGAGCAAUGGCUCAAUACAGAAAUGAAUUUGGAUAUCAGUGGAAAGGCGAUAUUUCUCAACCGGAUUAAUUCUUUUUUUUUCGGAUUUUUUUUUGUUUUUUGUUUUGCUAACACUUUGUGUAAAAUACCCCUGCGAAAAAGUAGAAAAUCGGAUUUUUUUCGUAUUUUUGACCCAAAAUUUUGCAAUUUUUUGAUAAUUUUAGUGUAAAAAUUGGAAAUUUUCAAAGUUUCUUUGUGAAAAAUUGAAUUUUUCCAGCUUUUGUAUAUAAAAAUUCGUAAAUUUCAAUUUUUUUAGACUGAAAAAUAUAAAAUCCUGAAUUUUUGAGUUUUUCCUCUAAAAAAUCUGAGUUUUUCAAAAAAAAAUUUAGUGUGAAAAGAGUUUUUCAAAAAAAAUUUAGUGUGAAAAAUUGCGAUUUUCAAGGGUUUUCUAUGUGAAAAAUUUGAAAAAUUCAAUUUAUUUAGACUGAAAAUCCUGAAUUUUUGAGUUUUUUUCCUCUAGAAAAUCUGGAGUUUUUUCAGAAUUUUCAGAGUAAAAAAUUCGAAAAAUUCCAUUUUUUAUACAGUAAAUUCAUAAUUUACAAUUUUUUUUUUAACUUUUUGCCGAAAACUUGGAAUUUUGUGAGAAUUUCUAUGUAAAAAGCCGGAUAAACGCGUGAUUUGUCCAAUUUUUAGUUUACAAAUUUGAAAUUUUCCGGCUUUUUUGCCAUGAAUCCAAAAUUUCGGAGUUUUUUCUCAAAAAAUGCGGAAAUUUUUCGAUUUUCUCUCUCUGAAAAUCCAGAGUUUUUUUUUUCAAUUUUUAGUGUAAAAAUUCAAAAAUUUUUGAGUUUUAGUGUGAAAAAUCGUGAUUUUCUAUGUGGAAAAUCGAAAAAUUCAAUUUAUUUAGUCUGAAAAUCAUGAAUUUUCCGAUAAUUUUACUGAAAAAAAUCGAGAUUUUUCCAAUUUUUAGUGUAAAAAAUCCGAAUUUUCGAGUUUUCUAUGUCAAAUUUUGGAAUUUUUCCGAUAAUUUUAGUGUAAAAACUGAUUUUUUUCAUAUUUUUUAAACUUAAAAUCCGUAAUUCCGCCUUUUUUCCCUUGAAAAUUUGUGAAUUUCCAAGUAUUUUAUUGUAAAAAUCCAAUGUUUCCUUAUUUUUCCCCAAAAAUCCCACUAUUUUCCAUUUUUUUUUCCCCUGUAAAUAGGUCUCACCACGACGAGAUUACUGUAGUUUUACUGUUUACGUGCUUUAAUCUUCCAAAUUUUGAUUUUUUUAAAAAAUUUUUUCUUUCGCGAAUAUUUUUUGAUCUCUAAAAAUUCCAAUUUU
Messenger RNA from Caenorhabditis elegans, 2498 nucleotides. It is a transcript of the gene Y116A8C.9, whose product is annotated as Transmembrane protein 185B. The coding region runs from base 1 to 1269 and encodes 422 amino acids. The transcript is spliced from 10 exons. NCBI's taxonomy places the organism in Eukaryota, Metazoa, Nematoda, Chromadorea, Rhabditida, Rhabditidae. The record is from RefSeq and is marked reviewed.